Gaeumannomyces tritici R3-111a-1 is the source of this 1907-nucleotide messenger RNA. RefSeq lists its product as hypothetical. The record is from RefSeq and is a predicted model, not a curated record. Gene Ontology annotation, biological process: regulation of transcription by RNA polymerase II. Gene Ontology annotation, molecular function: DNA-binding transcription factor activity, RNA polymerase II-specific; RNA polymerase II cis-regulatory region sequence-specific DNA binding. Gene Ontology annotation, cellular component: nucleus. Bases 65 to 1786 code for a protein of 573 amino acids. Lineage: Eukaryota; Fungi; Ascomycota; Sordariomycetes; Magnaporthales; Magnaporthaceae. The transcript has 2 exons.
UCGAGACCCAAAUCAACGCUCCAAAUAGAAGAAGAGCCCCGCCAGCCCGAUCCGCGUCGACGACAUGGAUCCGACUGGCCCGCCGUCGCCGGCGCCGUCUCGGCACGACCCCUACAACCUCCAGGAGCUGGCCAGCCACAACGCGGCCACGUCGUACCCGCGAGACAUGGUCGACCUGCAGCGCGACAUGAUCUCGCUGCCCCCCUCGCGGUACUCGACGCCGCCCAUCCAGUCCCGCCCCGGCGCGUUUGGAACUCCGGCCACGGCGCCGUCUUCGGGCUACGGCAACCGGCCCGGCCAGCAGGACCCGAGCCCCUACGGGCCCCUCCCCGACGAGAUUCAGGAGAUGCAGUCUCGUGAUCAACCCCGGACGCAGCCGUAUGGCACCCCGGCCACGUCGCCCCCGACGCCCAAGCGCCGCAGCACGCGGGUGGCCGCCAGCAGACACAGGCUCCCGGCGGGCGACGACUCGUCCGGGCGCGGCUCGCCCGAGCCCGAGUCGCCGCGCAGGAGGAAGGCCCCCAAGUCCAGGGACAGGCCGGCCGGCGACCUGUCCGUCACCAGGCCCCUGAGCGAGCUGGCGGUGGAGAUGGGCAUCGAGGUCGAGGACAUGCACGCGUACGUGACCCGGUCCACCGAGGAGCGGCACCAGGAGAUCGACCGCACGGGCACCAAGGAUCGGGGCCGGAUCAAGCGCCCCAUGAACUCCUUCAUGCUAUACCGCAAGGCGUACCAGCUCAUGACCAAGAAGUACUGCGGCCAGGACAACCACCAGGUCGUCUCGCGCGUCUGCGGCGACAGCUGGCGCCACCUCGAGUCGGACGCGUUCAAGGCCGGGUUCGAGCGGCUGGCCAAGCUCGACCGCGCCGGCCACAAGGCGGCCUGGCCCAACUACAAGUUCCAGCCGGCCAAGCCGCGGGGCAAGAAGGGCAAGGACGCCGACGAGGACGACGACCCCACCUGGACCUUCAAGCGCGUCCACCGGGAGGAAGACCCGGCCUUUCAGGAGGUCUUUGGCGGGUACAUGAGCCGCGAGCACACGCCCUCCAUGAUGGGCAUGUCCGACAUGCCCUCGCGCCACACCUCGCCGCCCGCGCCGCAGUACAGCAGGCAGUACCAAGCCCAGAGGUACAUGUCCAGCUCGCCGUACCCCCAGCCGCUGGGCCUCCACGCCACCGCCGCGUCCGACUUCGACUUCAACGCCGGCCCCGGGGGCCUGUCGUCGAUCCGCGGGUACGCGGGGAGGGGCGAGCAGCAGCCGCACAUGCACGCGGGCCAGGGCGCCCACAUGGGCCUGACCUACGAUGGCCUCCCCACCCGCCACAGCCCGGCGCCGGCGCACGACGAGGGGUUGAUGUACUCGCCGAGCGACCUCCUCCCGGAUGGCGCGGGCAACUUCCACGCCGCCGCGCCUUACCGGCAGCAGCAGCAGCAGCAGCAGCAGUACGGCCAGCAGCACUACUCGCAGCACCACCAGCCGCGCCACCACCAGCCGCAGCAGUUCUACGGCGGCCAGGGCCACCACCACGCCCUCGCCGGCCGCCAGGCCUCGGAGCCCCCGCUGGUGGACCCGAGCCUCCUGGCCCCGUCGGCGGCGGACGCGACUUUGGCGCCUUCCGGCUACGCGCCCUCGUCGUUCGACGCUAGGGGCAAGGCCGAGCCGCACGCCGUGGCGCCCGAGCUCGACGCGCUGGGCGGCCUCAACGAGACGCUGAUGGGCGGCGGUGGCGCCCACGGGUUCGACGAGUGGGAGAUCAACGACUGGCCCGUCGAGGGCGGCCACUAGACCCCAAGCUGAAGAAUGCCAGUCGCCGGAUGCGGCCACACUCUAGGCGGUCCUUUGACCCGCCAAGGCCGCCGAACCCGGCGCGAGGGAGGCGGACCCGCAUACUAUCCGACCCUCGUUC